AUAGGGCAAGCAUUUCUAUAUUUUGUUCAGCCAGUCAACGCCUGGCCAUGCACCAGUACAAGCCAGCGAUUGAUGGCGUGGAGCUCUGGUCGCGUCGAGUUUUGCUGGCGCUUUACCAAGCGGCUCGCGGCCUGUCGCUGCUCUCCAGCUCGCUGGGUGUGGAGCGGGAGCAACUGCAGCUGAGGCCGCCGCGACAACAGUGCAACCGACUGUUGAUCAUACUCUGGCGCGCCAUCUUGGUUAGCAUCUACUGGAACAUGAUUCCGGGAAUCUUCAACUCAGUGAAAAUUAUAAAGACCUAUGCAGCUCUCAUUGUCCUGCUGCAGUCCAGCUCUGUGAGCCUCUUUGCCGUCGGCUCGUUCAUAAUGCAGGUGCGUGCCGAGUCCAGAUUUACGGCCGUAUUGAAUCAUUAUAUAUCACUCUAUGGACGCAUCUGUGUCCUCACCGGAGCCGAACAUCUCUUUACGCUCAAGUUCCCCAUUUUCUAUGCCCUGAAGCUGAUUCUGACGCUCUGCGGCUGUCUCUACGAGCUGCCACAGCUGCUACCACUGCGAUAUAUUCUGCACAUGGAUGUGGGUCACGUGAUCGGAGGCCUAAUUGCGAUUUAUUUGUGGCUAGGAACUAUUUUUCUGCUGGAUGCGUGCUUCCUUGGCUUCUUCGUAUCCGGCGUACUCUAUGAGCACAUGGGCUCACAUAUUGCGAUCAUGCUGCAGCAGAUGCGUUCCAUUGAUAUGGACGAUCAGGUACAGUCAUCCGAUGAUGAAUCCGAACCGAAUCUCAAUACAUAUGAGAAUGUGAGUCCGAUGCCGUGGCGGCUGAGUCACUAUAGACGUAUGUGCUUACUGUGUGAUCGAGCCGACGAACUGGACGCCUGUGGCAUAAUCUAUAGUGAACUUUAUAGAGUAACUCUCUCGUUUCGCGACAUUUUCCAGUGGCAAAUCCUAUUUUACAUAUACUACAAUCUGAUUGUUUUGCUAAUAAUGCUUUACGAGUAUAUAGUUAACUAUUUGGAGGGCACCCAGGGUGAAAUGGUGCCCGUGGUAAUGACCUGCAUUAAGAUGGCCAACAUUGUGCUGUUGAUCAUGUGCGCGGAUUACAUGAUCAAAAAAUCGACGAUGCCACAGAUAUUGCCCUUGGACAUCGUGUGCACCGACAUGGAUCAGCGGUGGGACAAAAGCGUGGAAUCGUUUUUAAAUCAGCUGCGAGCACAACAACUGGAAGUAAAAGUCGUGGGCAUCCUUCAGCUUGAUAACAGAUUCAUACCAACAAUAUUAUCGGCCAUUGUAACAUAUCUUUUUAUAUUAAUACAAUUUGCUUUCACGGGCGGCUUUGAUGUAGCUGAAGAGAUCGCCAGAUUGAACAUAACAAUUUGA
This is a messenger RNA of Drosophila navojoa, 1373 nucleotides long. RefSeq names its product Gustatory receptor 93a (gene Gr93a). Lineage: Eukaryota; Metazoa; Arthropoda; Insecta; Diptera; Drosophilidae. Gene Ontology annotation, biological process: chemosensory behavior; male courtship behavior; sensory perception of taste. Gene Ontology annotation, cellular component: axon; membrane; neuronal cell body. The record is from RefSeq and is a predicted model, not a curated record.